Molecule: messenger RNA, 5569 nt
Organism: Hylaeus anthracinus
Lineage: Eukaryota; Metazoa; Arthropoda; Insecta; Hymenoptera; Colletidae
Exons: 14
Coding region: 2295-5324 (1009 amino acids)
Biological process (GO): regulation of dopamine secretion; calcium-ion regulated exocytosis; regulation of calcium ion-dependent exocytosis
Molecular function (GO): calcium ion binding; calcium-dependent phospholipid binding; phosphatidylserine binding
Source: RefSeq, a predicted model, not a curated record
AUAACGUAUAAGCUUUCAUUCGCUAAUGGCUUGCACCAGAAAUUUUAACGAUGACAAUUUGCGUUAUAUAGGCCUCCAAAUGUGCGGCGUUACUUAAUUUUAUUUAGUUUUUUCACUCUGAGAACUGUUAAAUAUUCAAAUAAAAAAAUCCACUAACCGUUAGCGUCAAAGAAAAAAAAAUCAAGUCUCUUAUUUUCAGAACACGACGACGACAGGAACGAUAACAAAGAUACACGAUAACAAAUAAACGUGAUAAAAACACACGAAAACCUAUCACGAGCUAUUUUGAUGGAUCGCCGAGAGAAAUUGAUGGAAGGUUUGCUGAAAUCCACGGAAGGGAGCUUGCAGAAUUUCGAAUCAAAGAUCCAAAGCGGAGAAAGAUACCGAACUCAGAGUAGCUUCAAAAUAAUUCCUACGAUACCCGAGGACCAGUUCGCAAAUGAUCGGUAACGAUCAGUAAAAAGAUCAGUUACAUAAAAAUAUUUCGAAAGUGUCCUAUGUACUUCGACGUAAAUCGGUCCAUUUGGCAAUCGAAGCGUCGUCCUUUGACGGAUCGUUUGGCACGAUUGGCGAUCGAGUCGAUCAGGUGAAGAGCGAGAAAGGCCGUCAAGGGUAAGUUUAAAGGGGUGGCUGAGGGAAGAUAGAACGGGAGGGCGUGCAGUUUGAAACGAACGUCUGUCUCCGGGGGGUUACAGGUGGUUGCUCCUGGAAGAAAGAGCCGAGAGAAAGGAACACGUCGCAGGAGGCUGAAUGAAUUGGAAAGACAAAAAAUAAGGCGGAGGCCCCACAUGACCACACACACAAUUUGAUUACUGAGCUUUGCCUUGAAUAGGCACAACCCUGCUCAUAAAUAUGUGGACACUUACUAUUUUCAAUGAACAUUCAAGAUACGCUGUAUUAUACUUUACAGUUUUACAUUCCUUGGCAGAUUCUGUUGAACAUUUAUAAACGAAUUAUUUCUCGAAAGCGUACGAAACCGUAAAGUGUGAAACAAAGAUCGCACUAAAAGCAACGAGUAAGAUCCUUUUGCGAAAGGUCGAAAACCUUAAAGGAGGUUAAAGUCUUGCCCAGAAAGCAGAAAUGAAACCACCAUCAACACUAGCCCACGGAAAAUAAAAUAAAGAUUUAUCGUUCGAAAACGUAGCAAGCGUGAAAUAUUAAGCUGACCGCACGAUCAAAAUAGCUGGAAGAGUAUUCUAUCGAAGAAUCAAUAAAUUAAAUAUAUGAUAAAGCUUUUCGAAGAAUAUAUCGUAUUAAGGGAGUAUUUCAAUCUACAAUCUAAAAAAAAAAAUCAAUUAAACAAUGCAAAGAUAUACGUAUAUGAAUAAAACUACAACAACUUUUAAGACUUACGCAUUUAAAAAAACAAAAAAAAAUUGUAAAGAAUACCUCAAAAAUCAACGCUGCAGACUAUAAAACCCCUUCUAAAUAGAAGAUUGUGAUAAAAACAGACUCCUCUUUCAUCCCCGCUCCGCCCCGAGAAAACCGAGAAACGUUCGCGCUUUCCACGGAUCCCCGAACCGGAAACCCAGUCCUCGAAACCCGAUUCUUUCGGAAAAAUUAAUUAACGAACCCCGCGCGAGCGACAUCGAAAAAGAAAAAAAAAAAAAAAAAAUUCCUCAGCCGUCAGAGUUCGAAACGAAGAUUCCAUGAGCGCGUGGCACGGCCACGAAGCAAAAUUAAAACCGCCAGGUCGACCUACCACCGAAUCCCUAACCGUGUGCUGGACGAGAUCCCGAAAUGCCAGAGCUUAACCGCGCGCGCCACCCCGUAGAUAAGAGCAGCGCUCGAUGGUGGGGUAGCGCGAGAGCGAACCGUCGGAGGGGCGAGCUUUUGCAAGCUCGUGGCGCCACUUAGGGGUAGAAAUCCCCUCUAUUUCCACGUCGGUAGCAAGGAGGAAGAGGGAGGGUUAGAGGGAUGUGCAAGCAAGCCUCGAUUCUAGGCUUCGCAGUCAGUCGUGCGAGGAGCGAGACUCGCGAGGGUCGAAGGCUCGUCGCGACCCCGUGCUGGUCAUCCUUCCCGGCGGACUGUUCCCUCGGGACAGGCUCCACCUGUUUAUAUCAAUCCGUCGCGAGCGUAACGAGCGAUAAAAGAAAAUGUGGCCAGCCCUGCUGCUCGCGGAGGGGAACCCAGGAUCGAACGACGGACCGUGCACGAGAUAAUCGGCGUGAAAGGGGUGGAAACGCGUGCCGGUACCCCUGGCCCAGUGAUUUCGCCGUGAUUACCAGCUUAAUUGAUCAGGCUCGGCGGUUUCAUUGGAUUUGUGGUUGGGCCUGGAUUUGGUAUUAAGAAGGAUGGGUUGGAUACUCACCGGUCUUUGGUUGGCGUUAAUCAUCGUCGUCGUUGCUGGCGCCGCCCUGGCGCUCUGUAGAAGGUAUUGCAUCGGUUGGCAAUGGAGCGCUAGAAACGUUUGGAACGUCUGCGAGGAGUGGCGACAGAGGCUGUCCUGGUUGUGGGCACCGCGGGAAGAAAAGGUUGGUUUGGUGAAAGCACAAUAUCCAACGGCGCAGACGAUACCUGGUUUGUAUCGACAACCUGGAAACACGUCUCAACACCUCCUUCACAGCAACAGCGAUCUCAGAAUCGAUCCUCAGGGCGGUUUCACCAGAUUUGAGCCGGUGGACAGAGAUCUCCACCCGCCUCUGGGCGCAAUCGGUAGCACGAUUCCGCCGCAGCCACUGAGGCCAGCGCCACAGCCGAAUCCGAUACCCCAAAUGAAUCCAGCACCGCCACCAAAGUCAACGUCUCGUCCAAGGCCUCCGCCCCUGCAACCCCCCAGCACCGUGAACUAUCUAAGGAUGCAGGACACUGGUCCGGGUCCGCUAACUCCGCCGCCGUCGUUGCAGGGCUCGAUUCCCUCGCGAUCGAACGGCCCGUCGUUUUUCCAUUUUCAAGCGAAACCGAUCAAGAGCUACGGAUUGUACAAAACGUCGAACGAGCACGUUCCGCCGUUCAGAUUCGACGACACGACGCAAUCCGUGACGGAGAGCAUCCAAAUGACACCGUACGGAGCGCAGAAUCACGUGGACUCCCGACUGAGAUACGAACUCGAGGAGGAGCGAAGGAAAGACACCAGAUGCAACCCUUACAGGCAAUUCGACGCCGGUGUCGAGUCGACCAGGAUCAGGUACGGGGUGGAUGGCGCGCCUAUAGCUACUCUGAACGGCAAAGGGGACGAGGAUGGGAACACGAGCUACGGCAGUUAUGACAUCGUCCAAAGGAGUCACAUGAUACGGCAGCAUGUCAGGAAUGAUUCCCGUAUCUCGGCAAGCAGUUACGGAAUGACGAAUUCUUCGAAUGCCGCCAGCCAGACCAUCAUGGAAUCGAUAUACGGGCCCGCGGCGCUGUCUAAGAUGCUUCAGAGCACUCAGAGUCUCGGCAACGACCUCGAUCGGAAGAGCAACGAGAUGCAGAGCAUAGAAAUGACUCCCUUCAGGAGUUCUAGCCUUCAGAACGACAUAGACGCGUCCUACUUGUUCAGGGAGUCCCAGGGACUGCAGAAGGUUUCGCAGUACAUACAGAGCCUGCCCGAUCUUCCUAUUUACGGCUCGAUGAACGAGCUAGCGCUGCACCAAGAUCAAGAGCACGUGUUGUACGACGACACGAUGCCGGACUCGAUCGAUGCGCUCAAGUUCAACAGCGAAUCUGCAUCCAGUCCUGUACCACCGCCGCCAGCCCCGCCUGAUCCGCCGAAAGACCUGUCGAAAAAGAACGGGCCAACCACCGGCGAGAAAAUAUUCAAUGCGUUGAGGUUGGUCACGUCGCAAAGUUACAUCGACGCGCCGAAAUUUUACAACCGUAGCUCAGUCCUCUCUGCGCCAGAGCAAGUCCAAUGUUUCACAUUUCCAUCGAGAUCACCGUCGCUGGUGGAUGACACCCUGAGCAAUCAGUUGCAGAACGACGUCCGGGACAUUUACGGGGAAAACGAUGUCGAUGUGAUAGGUCCUGACGGAUCUAGACGUAGCUCCGAUCUGUACAGUCCUGAGCUUAAUUUGGAAGCACACAGAACUGCGCAAGAAGUGUACAAUAGUUUACAAAAUCCCCCUUCGUCCCCGCUGUUACUCAAAGAUCAUCACGAUCAAGAGACAUACAGUUACGAGACCGAUCCUAGUUUUACGAGAACCUCGGAGGAUAUUUUGAAUAGUAUCGAGCAGAGGAGGAAAAGUAUGGAAAGGCAGAAUGGUAUUCUCAGCGAGCUCAACGAGUUCGAUGAAGCUGACUCGUUAAGUUUCCAAACCCAAAACCAAGAUUUUUACGGCGCGCAGGAGGAGUUCCUGAAACGAAAAUCGUCACAGAAUUGGGAGGACGCGUUCAUCUCGAAUUACACUUUGAACGAUUUCAACGAGAUCAGUCGCGGUAGCCGUCGUGGACCACAGGGCCCGGAACCGGAGCCACCACCGGAUGAAUUGGACAUGAAGAGAGCCAUAAGCUGCGAGAGCGUGUGCUCGGAGACGAGCGUGGUUUUCAACGACCUCGAAGAAAAGCGUAUCGUCGGUUGCGUCUGCGUGACGGUUGAAUACGACAGAUUGAGCGGUCGUGGAGCUGACAGCGAGGGUGAACUCUCGGUCACCGUCCACGAGGCCAGUGAUCUCAAAAUGCCGGACGGUCAACCCGCACAGAACACGUUUGCCAGAGUAUGUCUGUUACCCGACAGGCAAUUGUCACAGAGAACCAAAACGUACAGAGGAAGUCCAUUGACCCGUUACCAUGAGAAAUUCUUGUUUUGCCUCCACGGUGGUCCCACGGGCAGAACGCUUCUCGUCGAAGUGUACUCCGACGAGAAUUGCAUCGGCAGCGAUGAAAUUCUCAUCGGCGAAGCUACUUUACCUUUAGAACCGCCGCCAAGGGGCACUGGCACGACAACCACCAGGCUACAACUCGUUGGAUCGCGUCUACCAAAGCCACGAUUAGGGGAAUUGAUGUUCUCUUUGAGCUACUCGCCAACGGCGGAAAGACUCACUCUGGUCGUCGUGAAGGCUAAGAAUUUACGCGGCGCCAGCAGCGUGUCUGGGGACUUCUUUGUCAAGGUUUACUUAAUUCAACAAGGGAAGAAGGUGCACAAGAAAAGGACAUCAAUCAAGAAAGGGGAGAAUAAUCCGAUUUUCAACGAGUUUAUCAUUUUCAAUGUGCCCACCCAUAUCCUGGAGAAUAUACAGUUGAGAUUGAAGGUCGCGGAAAUCAACAGCGAGCAAGGCAUGAAACCGAUCUCCGUCGGGUACAUUAUCGUCGGGCCCACGUCGACCGGAAACGCGCUUCUCCAUUGGAGGCAAAUGCUGGCUGCGUACAGACAUCCUGUCGCCAUGUGGCAUCCGCUUAGAAAGUGAAGAAAAUGGGUGUAACAUAGGAGCGAGAAUCUGUAACGAUUCGAGACACUCUGCGACGAAACUAUGCGACAUCUGGUCAAAUUCUUGGAAGACUUUGUUCCAGGAAAAGUUUACUUCUAUCGUGAUGUUCAAAAUCAUUCAUGAAAGUAAUUCAUUUCUCCUUUAAAGAAUAAAAUCAUUAGAAACGUGGCGGCUAAUAAAAACGUUGGACCAUUGCUCCAAAAAAAAAAAAGAAAAAAAAGAAA